GAGGUAGAUGGAGAUUAUAUUUUCCUAACCCUUGAUCACGAAUCUUUCCUCAUAGAUCGGGUGGAUGACGCCAAAAAAAAGUUCGUUGCAGAAGGUCUUUGCUUCUUUGUAAUGCGUUUAAUAUGUAACUCGUGUCUAUGAAUGUAUUUUCUGAAUUUGUUAUCAUUUACACAGCCAUCGGCUGUGAAUGUAACUACUGCUAUUUGUGUAGAUUCUUAGGCAAGACUGCAGUUUCGAUUCUUUCUGAAUCUUGUCAGUUGCCUCCUAAGAGCGAAUUCGUCACAGAGGAAUGACAGGAUUCGUGCAGGCCCGUAAACACUUUUUUACUUUCGAAGGAACGGCAAGAGACAGUGAAUCCUCAUUACAUUCCACUUAUAAUCACCCCACCUUGCUGCCAACAAAGAUGUUCACUCGACCGCGACAUGAUACAAAUGACUCACUUUUUGUAUUACUUUUUGUAUCAUAGAUCUACUCAGAAAUUAUCACAUCUUCAACCCGGCUAACACAUGGUCCGGUGCAUCCUUCAUCGUAAGUUGGAUGACUCUGUGAAAUGUGGAGCAGUAGUUACUGUUUGUAGUUCCUACCUAUAAAACCCAUGGCGGAGAAAAAAGACUGGAGCAAGUUAUCGACAAAGGAGCUGUUGGAAAUGCUACAAAGACAAGAAAAGCUUGUUAAUAAGUGGGUCUUCCAUUUCCUCUUAUUUCCCAGAAUUUUAAAUGCAUGGUCAUAGACUUUCCGCCUAAAUGGCUCAUUAUUUUCAUCUAUUUGUACUUGCAAUUUUAAUACAGGAAGUUCUUGCAAAGUCUACCUGACAAAGGCAAGAAGAUAAUCGAGACAGUCAAACGACUCAAGGAUCUGAUUUCUCAGAGGGAAAAGUUAGAACUUCAAGAUAUCGAUGCACAGUUUGAGAAGUUGACAGUGUCACAGCCUGUCCAAAAAACAAGAGUUGAUUUGUUAGACAGUGAUGAUAGUGAUGAUAAUGAUAGAAUGCUGUCAGGCUCCGAUCACCAAGACACUGCUAAUGUAAAUAACCAAUCAAGUGGGAGUCAACAUGAGGAAGCAAUGGAUUCAAAGUCUUCAGGUGGAAGAACAUGGGAUUACAAGUCAGCUGCAACACCUGCAACAUAUAAGUUUGAGGUAACAGGAAGACUCUGCCUUCCUUUAUUGCACUGAGAUCAACACAUGUUCUAAAGGCAAUUAUGCACAGGCUGAAAAUGAGCUGUUGCUAUAUGUGUCUCACUUCUUUGAUUAAACAGGCCAAGGAUAGCUAUAGGAAAGGAAGGGUCUGGAAAGGGUAUUUACCCAUGUUUAGAUGCAGGGGUGUCACUGAGGCUCAGAAUGAAACUAAUUCUUUUUUUUUGUCUCAAAAAAUACUUGAACUUGUGUGGGACAAAGGGGGAGAUCCUUAAAAUGAAUAUUUGUUCAGAUAAUACUCAAAAUCUAAUGUGCAGUUCCUAUUCCUCAUUCUAAAAGUUCUUUCUCCACAGAUAGCGAAGCCAAUUUCGUUAGAAGAAUCCUUUAAACUUCAACAAGAACAAGAGAAAAGACGAAAGGUGUGAAUUACACACACAAUAACAAAUGCGUUACUAGCACACAAUCAGGUUUCAUUUUAGACUCUACUUUGAGUGUAUCAUGACAAUUUUGUAGCAGUAUAACUAAACUCACAUUUCCAAAUCAAAUAUUUCAAUCAACUAAUCUGAGGUAAAUACUAACUAAAGGCUUUUAGAAGGGGCUAAAUGAACCAAGUGUGAACUCAGCAUGUAACACGUAGUUGAAAUUUGGUGGGCAUAAUGGUUAUAAGUAUAAAUCUACAAAUGUUCCAUUACAAAUGCUGUAGCCUGAUAGGUUAUGUUACUGGCAGUCUAUUCUGUGAUUCAUAGAUAACCUAACAUAGUCUGCUCAUAAACAAAAACAUGCACAAAAGCACAAGCUUGUCUUGGUUCGAAGUUUUGAAGGAUCAGUUGAUUUAUACUGAAACAGUUCUAUUAUUUGCUCUUAAUUUCUGUGAUGGUUUAUCCUGGCUCUUCCCUCAUCUACUACAGUGAAAUAGAAAUGUCAAGCUCAUGAUCAAAUUGAUAAAUAGAAGCCUAAAGCUUACAACCUUUAGUUAAAUAUUCUGAACUCUGAAAUGAAAAUUAUUCUGCCAUUACCCAAUAAUAUUUGCUUAUUUGUAGGAUCUUCAAGCUCAACAAGCAACAAUGAAGCUUAGAGAACAAAGCUAUCAGGUUGGAACAUACCACUCAACGCAAGUUUCAAAUCCUCUUCAGUAUCCUUUAUUACUGCUUCCUUUAACAUGA
This is a messenger RNA of Pocillopora meandrina, 2297 nucleotides long. NCBI's taxonomy places the organism in Eukaryota, Metazoa, Cnidaria, Anthozoa, Scleractinia, Pocilloporidae. The record is from the annotation of a GenBank genome assembly.